This is a messenger RNA of Suillus bovinus, 2220 nucleotides long. RefSeq lists its product as uncharacterized. Bases 394 to 1941 code for a protein of 515 amino acids. The transcript has 7 exons. Gene Ontology annotation, molecular function: protein binding. NCBI's taxonomy places the organism in Eukaryota, Fungi, Basidiomycota, Agaricomycetes, Boletales, Suillaceae. The record is from RefSeq and is a predicted model, not a curated record.
GUUUUACAGUUCAGUCUCCCGUGCCUUCUCGCGCAGUAGGAUGGCUAGUCAAGUUCCCAAGCGCGGUGCACUGACAAUCAGGCAGUGCUUCUCAAUAUCCGAAUUCUUGCAAAAGUGUGGAAUUCUCUGCUCUUCUUCAGCCUCACAGCCUCGAACAAAGCUCUCAGGCUGUUGUACAAUUCUGACGCCCAGACUGUGCAUGGGCGAUGCACCAUAUACAUGCUGUAGUUCUCUCCUUUGGUACUGCAGUGUUUCGUAACCUCCAACAUACAUCUUAUUCUCAAGUGUUAGCUUGAAUUCAUCCCGUUGGCCCGUCGUCGACGUGUCACCUUCGAGCCUUCAAGCUCAUCAGAAUCAGACCCUGAUUCAGACUUUCCUUCAGCGUCAUCGCAAAUGACUUCCCCAACUCCUUUAAUUGAGAAUUCCAGUACCGAGCCCUUGAAAGGGAGAAAACGCAAGCGCAAGUCACUAGGCAAUGAUGAUGACAACAAGACGAAGAGUUCAAAGCGUUCACGAUCGAAAAAGCAGGAUGAGGAGCCAGAACAUACCCAGGAAUCGGGAGAGAUACGCCUCAGUGGAGUGCAACAAGUCAUCAUUACUGGCAUUCGCGCAACUGAUCUUACCCUUGGUCUCCGACGAAUCCCCGCUGGUUUCCAUACAGUGGUCAAGACUGAUGGCGCCGAAUACCAGACAAGCAAUAAAUCUGUAGACGUGGACCAGGCUGUCCUCGAAUGGCACGAGCGCAUUCGCCUGCCGUGCGAGCCAUCUUCUAAAGUUCAGGUCAGUGUGUAUGCUUCAUUUGAGUUGGGUCCUAUGCUCUGUCACGGAGAACUCCUCCGCACAUUCGAGAUCUCCGUCGGAGAAUUACUGGAUCGCAGCGAAAAAUCGCAUUCCAUAAUAUUUCAGCCAAAGCAGGAGGAGGUCGUAUCUGCUUGUACUUCACUGUUCAUAACAGUGGAACAGCAAAUUUCUGAUCAAGAUGACGUCGCAGUUCUUUCCCCACUGAUUAACCCUACAUCCCGGGAUAUGGAUGAGUUAGCAUCAAGUACAGAUGCCGGACAUCAUCUUCUCGCACGAUACCGCAGGACGCAGAACAGCAGCGAUCUCGACCAAUCCGAAACCCACUUUCAAAGGGCCUCAGAUCUCUACCCCACGGACCAUCCCUGCCGCCCUGCAGCACUGUUCAAUCUAGCCACCGCAAAAUUUGUUAGUUGCCAAGCUGGCGGAAGAUACAUCGACCUUGACAUCGUUAUUACUCUUUUUCAAGAUGCCCUUGACUUGCGUCCCGUUGAUCACCCGGACCGAACCGCCACUCAACUCCAUCUUGCCAUUGCUCUGCUCUCGCGCUUCACGAAACGAGGAUCUCAAACCGAUGGUGAUGCAGCUACAGAGCUGCUGAGCGAAGUCCUCGAUGUCUGCUACGCCAGCAGCCACAUCUAUAGAGCAGCUUUGAUCGCGAUCCAAUCAUGCGCUCUGCAUUUGGCUGGAAAUGUAAAUGAUCUUCAGGAGAGACCUGCCACAUCCAUGCCUCCGUUAUCGCUGAAUCAACUUGCUGCUCGAGCAGAGUGGUGUUUGCGUAACGACGAGCCCCGUACCUUAGAUGAAGUGAUAUCCCUUCUUUAUGAUGCUCUGAGAUACUAUAAUACCGGGCAUGCUUACCGAGGCGCAUUGCUCGGUAAUCUCGCUCUAAUGCUGGGAACUCGCUUUAAGCGCCGAAGCAAUUGCAAAGACUUGGAUCAGGCUAUCGCACUUCACAGGGAAGUGCUGGAUUUGUGCCCGGUCGGUCACACAGAUCGGUCUGGGUCAUUGAACAACCUCGCGACGCAACUCUCCUCCCGCUUUGACCACCGAGGCAACGACGAAGACUUGGAUGAGGCUAUCGCACUUCACAGGGAAGCGCUAGCUUUGCGCCCGGUCACACAUAUCGAUCUCGGUCAUUAAACAACCUCGCGAAUGGACUAUCCACCCGCUUUAAACAUCAACACAAUAGAGAAGACCUCGACGAAUCACGAGAAAACCUACGCUGUGCAUUGACUAGUGAUGUGCACGGCUCGGCUUGAGGCCCUAGGCCGGCCCAAGCCGGGCCCAAAUAAGCCGAGCCCAGCCUAGGCCUAAGUCACGGCCUGAGAAAGGCUUGGGCCUGGGCUUGAAUUUCGAAAAGCCUGAGCCGGCGGCCUAAGCCGUGGCUUAGGCAUGUUCAGUGGCACUGCCAUAGAAGCC